GUUUUGUAAGUCCGAGCAAAGGCGACGAUGGAAAAUUGGCUCCGUCACUCAAAAUCCUUGCUUUGUCUCCGCUCGUACUAAACGCCUCCAGUGACUAUGGCGUCCACAGGCGCCGAUAAGCUGGAAAAGUCCAGCUCUGCUCCUCCCCCUUUAGAAGACUUAGCGCCUGAUAGCCUGUUGGAAACUGAGCUCGAUCGUCCUAUUCCAACCAAGCAUGUCUCCGCGCCCGCAUAUCACAGCCCGCUUCGACACCAUUCCCGAGUACCGUCUACGCCGAGACGACAUGUAAAAGAAACACUCAAUGCACGUUCGCAGUAUAGCAAUAGCGGAGACGAUGGCACUGCUGAGCACCGAAUCAACCAAUACCUUAUCAAAGAAGAGAUUGGAAGAGGCUCCUUUGGCGCAGUUCACGUUGCGGUCGACCAGUUUGGGAAUGAGUAUGCUGUCAAAGAAUUUUCGAAGUCACGGCUGCGGAAGCGAGCACAAUCAAACCUACUUCGAACGGCGAAGUCGAGGCCUGUGCCUGGUCAUUACACAGCCAAGAAAAACUUUAACUCCCCUCUGCACAGGCGAGAACCAGGCAAGACCACGAACUCCUUGGAUCUUAUUCGAGAAGAGAUUGCUAUAAUGAAGAAACUAAACCAUCCCAAUGUGGUUAACCUCAUUGAAGUACUAGAUGAUCCUGACGAGGAUUCACUGUAUAUGGUUAUGGAAAUGUGCAAGAAGGGCGUUGUCAUGCAUGUUGGACUUGACCAGACGGCAGAUCCCUAUGAUGAAGAGCAAUGUCGUUUGUGGUUCCGAGAUAUGGUGUUGGGUCUAGAGUAUCUUCAUGCCCAAGGGAUCAUACACCGUGACAUUAAGCCAGACAAUUGUUUGAUAACCAGUGACGAUACACUAAAGUUCGUCGAUUUUGGGGUCUCAGAAAUGUUUGAGAAAGACUCUGACAUGAAUACUGCCAAGUCUGCAGGCUCACCCGCUUUCAUGCCUCCAGAACUAUGCAUUGCUAAGCAUGGGGAAGUGUCUGGCAGAGCUUGCGAUAUCUGGUCAAUGGGCGUUACGCUGUACUGCCUACGCUACGGUCGCAUUCCUUUCGAGAAAGCUGGCAUGCUCGAUCUUUACGAAAGCAUCAAGCACGAUAGUUUCGAACUUGAUCCGAAUUGUGGCGAAGAUUUUCGAGACCUCAUGACACGACUUUUGGAGAAGGAUGCCGACAAACGUAUCCGUAUAGAAGAAAUAAGAGAGCAUCCGUGGGUAACAAGAGGCGGUAUAGAUCCGCUGUUACCUCGGGAAGAGAACAUAGCUGCGCUGAUUGAACCACCGACGGAGGAGGAACUUGACAAUGCUAUUACUGGCAAUAUGGGCCGACUGUUGGUUGUUCUCAAGGCGGCUAAGCGCUUUAAGCAACUGCUUUCGAGAAAGCGACCGGACCUAAUGGAAGGUAUUUUUGGUAACUCGAGCAAAUUUGUCCAACCGCCGCUGAGCAUUAAUCCUUUGUGGCGAUCUCGCAGCGCCAACUUUGAGGACAAGAAAUCGACAGAAUAUCCUGUUCUUGACGAUGGCACACAUCGAGAGGUCAACGUUACAGAAAAUGUCAAGAAAUCGUCCGAAGAUCUAAACAAAACUGCUUCUGUCAGCUCGGGAACACCUUCUACGGACCUAGAGCUUGCUGGCACUAAACUAGAGCCAGAUUUGGCAGCAAAGAGUUUUCUAAUCCCAAUACACACGCCUGUUUCAAGGCAGACUGGACGUGGUCAAGCUCAUGACCCCCUUGAAGAUACUCUGUACCUUGGAAUCGGUACUGGGGCAGAUGCUCAAGUGCAAGAAGGCCCAUUUCCAGCAGUGAGCGAAUCGCCAAGUGCUGCUGAAUUCAACGUCUACGAAAGAGCCUACCAGGAAGAGGUUGAUCGCAUUGUCGGUAAACAAGAAGAUAAGACAAGUCAUCCUACGCUCUUUCUCACGAGACGCGUUGAACACAUCAAAGACUUGCGGAAUAAUGAACACAUCGUGGAUCAUCUAAAGUCCAAGGUCCCUGAAGCGGCUAACGUUGCAUUCAAAAAGCUUGUCGAGCAAGCCAAGUCAAAUGUUGAAUACGCCACAGCUAUAGCUACAUCUGCAACCACGAUCUCAGAUCCCAAGGCUGACCCCGCACCAAGUGGAGGCCUCAAGAAAAUAAUCGAGCAAGCCAAGGAGAACUAUGAGGCCGCCUCGAGCAAAUUCUCGACAGCAACUUCAACUGGAUCACAGGAGGAGCCUACAAAGCCCAAGUUUGGUUUCACCAAACUAAUCGGAAAGGCUCGAGAACAAAUUGAGGCCGCCAGGCCAACCAAGAGCGCGAUAGAAGAGCCCAUGUAAUUACGCAAUUGAAACCGGGAAACGAGGUCGGUCCAAUUUGGAGGAGGCAGCUGUGUCUCGUGAUGAUCUAGACAAUAGCGGGGCAUUAAGCUCCCACAAUUAUAGUGCGAAAGGCACACGAGCAAAUUUGGAGCCGGAAAUCGCGCGAAACAAGCAAGAUAUCACGAAAUUUACCGUCACCUCUGCGUCCUCAAUUAGGUAUUUAGUAGUCCUCACAGGUACUGGCCGGUCGUAUCCGACCGCGGCGAGGCAUUCUGUCGUUCUUCCAACAUGAAAUUUCUGCGUUAGAGGGAGAUUGGCGGCUACUGAGGGUAUGGACAUAGUCGUCGCUGACUAGAACCCCUGAAAAGGCAUCACUCCCAUACUAAGACUGAUGCAACCAAGGAGUGUGGUAUUUGAAUAUAUGAGUUACCCGAAAUGCAAUAUGCCGACAAGUCGCAGGAGAAUCGCCGGCAGGAAUACCGGCUGGCUAGCAUUCAUGAUCUGCUAAAACGCAAGCACGUGUGCGGUAUUUAUUUCUAGCCUCUCACUGCAGCACGCCGUUACCGCCUGUCCGGGUCAAAUGGAGCUUCGGCAUUGGAUGCAGAGAGAACGACGAACGGCUGGUGAGAUCCCGACAUGAAGUAAGAAGACCUAGCUGGUUUUUGUUUCGUUCUGCUGUACAAGUACGAUGCAUGCGGGGAAGUAGAUGCAUAUGCGGGGCUAGGAUGUUCCAAUGAUACCUGCAGGGAUUUUUCUGAUGGACGUAGUGAGCAUUGCGUCGGAGCGCAUGCUCAUGAUCGUUAGAUUAAUGUACUUCAGUGCUUUGUCUCCGACGAAUUGGCACCAGUCCAUAACCGAGUUCCCAUGUACAUGCGACAGCUUGAGCUCCGAAGGAGACUAUGCAGCUUUGGAUGCCUCAAAGUGGUAACUUGCACUUCGCAAUUCCCAGCUCUCCUGCCGACAGAAUGGCGCAUCUCAACGGCAUUGACGGGGCACAAUUCGUAAAUUUGACGGAGAAGUGCCGUUAUAGGAUGAAAUUUUCGACCUCCGUCGAAGGUAGGAUGCACAGUUGAGAAGACUAGCUGCAAAGCUUGGUUGACACUGGCGACUCGCUGUUUCAUUGGAGUGGUCAUGCAGAUGAGUUGCAGUAGCACGUGCAAAUCUGAUGCCUUUGGAGGACUCGCUACUACGGCACGGGAUAAUUGUGCGGUGUGCUUGGAUGGAGCGUCGUGUGUGAGCACUGUAUAUAUCUGAUUUAUGCUGGGGAAAAUUGGCGUCGCCGUUCGUCAAGACAUGGACGCUGCCCGCAAAGCGGCGGCUUGAGCAGGGCCAUCAAACGGGUAGUUGUACGCGUCUUGUCUGCAGCUCUGCCGACGGUAAGCACAGCGACUAGAUGAUGGAAUGUCCGGCAAGGUCUCCGAACAUGGUUCAGCAUCACGCUGUGCUAGAAGGUACGCGCGUGCGUGCACGCAACAUAUGGGACAGGAUGGACGGAGAAGGUGGAUUUUUUUCCUUGGGACGGUUGCCAGUCUCAUC
Molecule: messenger RNA, 3870 nt
Organism: Verruconis gallopava
Lineage: Eukaryota; Fungi; Ascomycota; Dothideomycetes; Venturiales; Sympoventuriaceae
Exons: 5
Coding region: 97-2352 (751 amino acids)
Biological process (GO): intracellular signal transduction; protein phosphorylation
Cellular component (GO): cytoplasm
Molecular function (GO): protein serine/threonine kinase activity; ATP binding
Source: RefSeq, a predicted model, not a curated record